Messenger RNA from Spirometra erinaceieuropaei, 6729 nucleotides. The record is from the annotation of a GenBank genome assembly. Lineage: Eukaryota; Metazoa; Platyhelminthes; Cestoda; Diphyllobothriidea; Diphyllobothriidae.
AUGUCGAGUGAGUCCUUUUGGGAGUCGUCUCUGGCCAUGGUAAAUGGAAAAAAGGUUCGGAAUGCAGGAAAAAGCGGGGUCACCAGUUUUGUAGAGGAAAUGUGGACUUAGAAACUACAAACAAUAAUAUAUGCAGGAAAAAACUAACCCCGAAUGGGGGAAUUGUGUUUACCAACAAAAAAAGAAUGUACAGACUGAAAGAACCAGAAAAGGAAUGUUCCAGACUCACGUAAGGUAGAAUCCUAUCAAGUAGGGAGAUAGUGUUCCGACGAAGAAAUGGUUGAAGGGAGGCUCUAGGUUCCGCGAUAGUCCGUUGAAGUCAGCUUCGAGGAGGAAGUCUCCGGCAGCACGAACGAGUUGCUAAGAGAAUUGAGAGGUGACAAGCGCACGCCAAGAAAUAACGAUGUCAAACACACUCGAGACCAGAACACAUGAUGACCGCCGUAGCGUUGUUGUUGUGUAUUUUUCGUUUAGUCAAACAAAUGUACAGGCAGGUCAGGUGUACAAGAAAAUGUAGUGAAACAAAUCCAAAGUGUACAAAGGCCUACAAAAGAUAAGAGAAUGUGUCACUUAACAGAGAAUAACCUACUGAUUGCUGCUCAGCAUGGAUUCCUCAAAUCUCGAUCUUGUGACACCUGCCAACUCUCUUUCCUGUCAAACUCUAGCUCGAACCCCCAAUUUAACCAGAAUCUCAACCCUCACAAUAACUUUGACGUCAACCGGUUUGAAAUUACGUCACUUAAAUGAGACGAGUAAAUUCUGAGAAUACUUGCGGAAAAUAACUAACCAAUCACGGACCAAGUACUGGUGGCCAAUAGGGAACGCGAAGGCACCGGCGACCCUACAAGGUUUCUUCCGUGACUAUCCCAGACUGUUCAUCGCAGAAAGCUCGCAGUUUGCGUCUGGUGCCGUUCAGCCGGCUGUAAUCUAUCUCUUCAUCUGUCAAGCUUAGUAUAAUUGGAGUAAGUUCCGUGUCUAGCUAUAGUAGAAAAUAAUACGAUGCCAUUUAAACAGGCCCAUUCAUAAUUCCAGCGGGUACUUUUUUGAUUGCUUGCCCUUAUUGCACUAGCACACAGUUAACAUCAUCCUGUUAACUAGCAAACUACCGGUUAAGAACUCAUAUUUAGUGCUAGUGACAUGUUGGCAGAGCUAAUCGGACUGGCUGGAAGCACUAGAGAUCAUGAGACCAAGCCCCACAAGCUUGUUCAUUGGCCAUGGGCAGUCGAUACCUACGUCCCUAAGACUGUAAGCCACUACUCUGGUCAGGCCCGGCAGUAAAACCGUGGGAUAUCUCUUCAGCCUGCCUACACAUCGCUCCCUCUCUCACGCGCGUUGUCGACGCGUGCGUACAUGCACUGCUGCAUCAGUGAGUCGAGGACGUUUACAUGUCAAGCUCUAGCACCAAGGCGGUGGCACAAAUUUGGCGUAAUGCUGAUACCUGGAAGGCAUCAUUCGAUUGUAGUUUUUCCUCCUACAUAUUAGCACUUGACUGACAUCCCCGUACCAGGUGCGUGUCCACACGAAGCACGCCCUCAGUAACCACGCCAAACGUACGUCGGUCACAAUUUCCAGCUUUAACCUUUAGCUAUAUCUUACCACCCGCCGCCAGAGUAAAUGGCUUUACCUACAACGACAAAGUAAGUGCGUGAAGUAUAAAGCCAGAAAUACUUUAACCGAGAAUGAGCUGCCAAGGGUGCACUUAUUGUAUGUAGAAAAAAUUGAGCUGCGGUCCAGUCGCUUUCUUCGCCGGUCAUCAACGAAGUUAUUGCUCAGCAUGAGGGCAGCGCGCAAUGCAUUAAUAAAUGUGGCUCCAUGUCUGGCCCUUGCCUCUGCUCAACCUGUGGAAUGCCUCUGACUAAAUCGCCCGGGAACUACUACCAUGAGAGCUCGAAUUUGUAAUGAUGCUUUCAAAAUAAAGUGUACUCCUAACCCUCCCUCCCGCUCACUGCCUCGCCUCCCUCACACACUUUGACCGCCUUUGAUGUCGUGGCUUCUUCAACCUCAAGGCCUACAACCAUCCGUCCAACAACCCUCCCGAGACGCAUCCCGCUAAUAGCAUAUGAGGAGUGACAAAAAUCCCUGUUUGUAAAAAAAAUACGCAUGUACUUCGACAUGAGCGUCCGGCCUAAACUUUCACCUAAAACCUCCUCGACGACUGUGAGAAUACGAGCGGGGACGAUCGCAUCCAUGCCUUUUAAGUAAUUAGGCCGAAGUUUGGUAUCAACUGGAAGCCGAACUAAAACACCUCUCCAAACUCGCAUUUUACAGCCCUGUGAUGGUAAUGCUAACUGGAGGGUAUGGCUGUUGUCUUUCGGUUGUAGCCUGCAGUAAAUGCUAAGUAGAUAGACUUCGCGUCGUCUUUACCCACACCUGGGCGUACCACCGUACCCCCUGGUCCACUACAUACAACUGACCAGGAUUUUACAUAAGAAAAAAGGGGUAGUGGUGGCUUGGAUACCAGAUGAAUGGGAGUGUCGUAAAGGCCACAUUAAGGAGCCGUCACAGUCUGACUUUUCGUCAUCCGAACAGGACUGAAUUAUCCCGACAGUUGAGAGCCUUCCAAGCGACGCCCAUUUACGAUCCGUGAUAGUCUCACUCAGGUCAGAUUGUUUAUUGUGGAGAAAUACGCGCCGAGAGUCAACCUCGCUCCCUCUGCCCUAUCUCGUGCAUCAGUCGACUGUCCGAGCUAGUCAACCAACCGAUGCUGAGACUAGGGGAGGUGACUGACAGCAAAGCUUAGCUUGUCUGCGCGUGCCGCACACGCGGCCUGACUCCCCAGACACACACCUAUAUUUCGCUCAGGAGGUAGACUCCUCAGAACUCACGUGUGACAAGGGAGCCACAUGCCGAAGGAACAUGACACACAUCUUACUUAUCAGAGAGGUGCCUGAUUUGCGUCUGCGGUGUAUGAUUUGGGAGGUUCUAAUGUGAGUGCCUGUGUUGAUGGGGAAAUGUUUGGUCAUUUGGUUUAGUCUGCGGUACUUUACCACAGAUUUUAAUGGAGGCACAUGUGACCGAAUAGGCCUAGACGGUAGCCAAGUGUGUGAGGGCAAUGCGGGCAGUUAAGGCGAUGGUGGUGGGUGUGUGUUAGUGCUUUAGGCAGUGGCCCCCAUUCCUUGUGUGAUCGAUUCGCAAGUGCCCCACCAGGCCGGUGCGAGACACUAUGGGCAGGACAGGUUGGGAAAUGCUUAGUCGGUUGGGGUUGUCACGGUGCUAGUGGUGAGUAUUUGGUAGCGCUGGGGAUUGGAGAGUUGUUUGGUGCUCAAGGUACGUAUGGCGUGUCGAUAUUUCGGUGAACUUCACUGUCGUGGAUAGGCGUGUGAUCCAAUAGGUCAACGCGGUGAUUUAAUGCUCGUGGACAGCGGGGAAAGUGAAGGCGGAUGAGGCGAAUGUAUGUGGGGCCCUGGCAUUAGGGCGCCGGUCUCAGAACGAUAGGUUCGCAAGCGACCGACGAUGCCGAUGUGUGGGGUGAAUGUGCGGUCGCAACGAGGAUGGAUGGGGACCGAGUCCACAUUCCUUGUGGUGAGGGCAGUAGUGGAUAUGACGUCGGGAAUGUUCGCAUCGGAGGCGGGAGUGGGAGAGCUGGUAGACUUCGCGGAGUUUUGGGAGGUAUGAUGGAGGUGGCGGUGAUCGACGACAACGGGUCAUCGUGAGUGUGACCGUCGGUGGUGAGGGACCUCGUGGUUGUAGACGACGUCGCGGUUAGUGCAGGGUUCAUGAUGGGGGCGGUUGUGGAGGUAGCAGUUGGGGGUUGUAGGAUUAUUGCACUGGAUUCUGAGAUAUCUGACGAGGCCAAUCCGCGCUCGGGAAGUUCGUUGACAACGUGGUAUGUCGGAAGAGUUCGGGUAUUAGUGUUGUGGAUAGAGACUUGCAGGCUGUUCUUUUGACAUUGGCAGAGGCCAUCCGGUUUGUUUUAUAGGUUGUUGCUCAUUUCUCGCUGCCCUUCUCCAUGCCGAUCGGUUAUGGACGGGGCAUUCCCAGUUUCUGUGGUUGAUUUGUAAACGCUUCAGAGGAUUCUCCAGGGUGUCCUUGUAUCGGCGUAUUCGAUUUUCUUGUUUGAGAGCACCCGUAGCGACACCCCAGUAAAAGAUUUGUUUGGGCAGUCGCCAAUCCGUACGAGGUGACCUAUCCAUCGCAGUUGCAAUUACCUCAGCAUGGCGUGGAUGUUGAGGAUUCCGGUCGUUCCGAAACGUCCGUGUCCGGCAUUCUUUCCUGCUAUCUCCGUUUUAGUAUCCACCGGGGACGCCUUAGGUGGAAGUGACCAUGUUUCCGAACUUGUUCCCUGAAGACUGUCCAAGUCUCCGGUCCGUACAGCAGCGUCGACAAGAUAACAGCCGUAUACAUCUUAAGUUUGCUGUUGAAAAAGAGACCGUGUAAAUCCCACGGCGCUUUGCAGCCGGCUGAAUCUCUGGCUGUAUGUGGAGGUCCAGUGUGUCCUUUCGUCGUCCACUUUGGUGCAGAAUGCGAAUUUGUUGCCCAGAUGGGCGAACUUUUAUUCACAGUCUCAGUUGAGUGUCGUUAGUGAUUCCUAUGGCGUUUUUUCAUUGUCGUGUGACGGCUAGGGAAUGAGCACAGUUUUGUCCGUGUUGGUUGUCAUCCCGAUGUUGACGCAGCCGAAGACGGGGUCAUUACUCCGUUGCAUGUUGAAUUCUGCGGUGAUAUUGCAUGCGCGAUCGACCGCGAAAAGCAUAUCAUGGGCACUAGUUGUGGAGGGACGAGUUGGGGCCAUCAUGCACCGGCUGCCAAUGAGAUUGUAGUCGGCCCUUAUACGACGCGGAUCCCUGGAUGUCCAUCAGCAUGCUAGAGAACGUGGGGCUGGAGGGGGUCGGAUCGAAGACGCGGCCCUGCUUCACUUUAUUGAUCACCGCGAAUGCCUCUAGGACGAACGCGUUGUCCGUGACACGCACCAAGCGCGUGAUUCACUCAGAACAGCCGAUUUCCUGCAUGAUUUUUCCGAAACCAUCGCGAUUCACCGUGUCAAGGGCUUUCGUCAGGUCCCCGAAGGUAAUCCAUAGAUGCGUACAUAUCUCCCAGAUUUUGUAACUGGCGAGUGGCAAUGAUCAUUUCGGUUGCUCCGUGAUGUCGGAAGUCACAUUCAAGAUGAAAGGUACACGUUAACGCAUCUGCAAAGGACAUGACCGUCAACCGAUCGAUCAGUGAUCCCCCACCAAUCUCGCAUCCAGUCUAGUUUUCCGAAACGAUGUGACGGGCCGGGGGUGGCACGGUCCUUGGCAAAGUGGGAUCCGUCGCGCACCCACCACUAGCAUUGACCUGUACCUGUGUUGUCUGUACGGUAGAUAAUUACACAAUCCUAUACUACUGGCUGCCUGUUGGCGGUUUGUAAAUAUUAUGUGAUUAUUCCGCAGUAGCUGACGGAUUUCAGCUCAAAUAUUUAUAUUAAACUUCGAACCAUGCCGGAAUAUUGUGUUCUCUAUUCUUAGUGUAACUCCUUCAACAAUUGUCUCUGAACGCAAAUAUUAUCUGAGAUUGCAUAACCUACAGUUUUGGGGGUGUUAGUUCCUACCUCAGUCAAUGAUUUCGGUCAUUCGUGCUUUCCAGUCGGUUUUGUUCUGUGAGUCUGAACUGUUUCUUCGCUUUUGUACGUUUGUUUAAACAGCUCCAAUGACCUCUGACGCAACUUUCUACACCUGUUGUUUCUGCAAUGAGAAAUUCGUAGAAAAUGAAAAGUUUUGGGCCCACAUGUCCGCCGGAAACUGUGAAACGAAAGCGGAGCUACCACCGCCUCCACCACUGACCGUCCAGGUCAAUAACUCGCAUUUGAAUGAGGGCAAAGGUGCGACAUCCCACGCCUUCACCCGGCCGACGCCGCAGCCCUUCACGCCGUCACCCUCCAUUUCCUCCGCCGUCACCACUACCACCACCGUCAUCGCGACUAGCGGUGUUGUUGAUUGUAGUGACUCAACAGCCGCUUAUGACUUUACUCAGAUGACCACCGCCGUGCCCUACUUUAGUCGCUAUAGUGCGCAGCAGCAGCCACCACGCCAGGAAGUGCCUUUGCCUUGCAAGCAGAAUGCUGAGAAUGUGCCGCCACCAUUACCCAAAAUUAAUUCCCAACCUGCAAUCACGAGCCCUACCAGUGCACCGAAGAUCAGCACUUCUUAUGAUAAAUGGAAGUGCACUCUGUGCAAUGUAAGCUUCUCUGAUAAGACCCAGCUCAUGCUCCACCUCAACAGCCCCGAGCAUGAAUCCCGACUCCCUGCCAACCCGAUAGCCAGCAAAGCCUUCCCACGGCCCUCCUCCACUACGAAUGGUGCUAUAGCUGCUCAACCACCACCAGUUGCUCCAACUCUGCCUUGUCCGAGCAAUUCUCAGUCAGCUUUUGCAGCAAAUGUCAACGGUCAAGCGCCGUUUCUGUCGCAAGGCCAACAGUCACAGUCUCCCCCUCUUCCAAAUCAGGAAGCGUUGGCUCAGAUGAUUAGAAAGAUCUUUAUGGAGGAGAUAAGGCCUUUGGUUCGAGAAGAAAUACGUUGUCUGUUGCGGCCUCUCUUCCAGGAUCAAUCUAGCAGUGCUACUGCCAGCCCUGUGGAAAGAGUCGACUCGAAUAACAACGGGGCAGCUGCCGUAGCAGCUUCUUCCGGUGUUCUGGAGCCUCGUGGCGUCGGUUACUUCUGUCAUGCCUGCAAUUGUCCUGUGCCCUCGCAGGUCAACUUGCAAAUGCACUGCUCGGGCAAGAGGCACAAGGCAGCUCUUGAGAAGAUGUCCUUCUAG